AUGGUGGAGCAGCACGGCGGAUGGUGGAGCAGAACGGCGGAUGGUGGAGCAGCACGGCGGAUGGUGGAGCAGAACGGCGGAUGGUGGAGCUUUGAAUAUUUUCUUCUUCUUUUUUAUAUGUUUAGGGUUUCUAUCAAGGUAACUAAAUCCGAACCGGACCGGCCGGUUAGACUGGUUGAACCGGAACCCGGACUUGUAUCCGGUUUGAUAACACUUGAUAAUCGUUUGAAAAUAAAACCGAAAAAGAGGCUGUUAGCCGAUAUAGAAAAGGAGAUGAAAAGAAUUUAUGUUCUUCUCGAUUAG
Molecule: messenger RNA, 303 nt
Organism: Vicia faba (fava bean)
Lineage: Eukaryota; Viridiplantae; Streptophyta; Magnoliopsida; Fabales; Fabaceae
Source: the annotation of a GenBank genome assembly